CGCCUGAAGCCAGAGGUUUGAAACUCGGCAAAUAACUAUUCUCAUGUGCAACUAUAUACAACUAAAUGACCAGGCGUUGUUCACAUUUUCAAGGAAGCAAUAAAACAAAGCUAUACAGUAAAUUGGAUACAAUUUUCUGAUGGGGAUAAUUUUUAAAAGUUAAUUAAACUUUACUGCGUUCUUAUCUUAUCUUAUCUUCAAUUAUUCGCUCAUGGUGAAAAGGGAUGGUGCUUAAAGAUUUCAAAAUGGCCGACAGAUAUGAUGAGGUCCUUCCCCCACCCACAUACGAUACCGCCGGGCCCCUGAUGGGAUCCCUGAUGUCUCUCGCACCGCCUCAUAGCACUUCCGGUUUCACCACAGACUCCCUCGAUGCCAUGUUGGAUUCGCAGCUUGCGUCGCUAAGUAACGCUGGGCCCCUUCCGGUGUCGAGCUUGAUCUCACACUAUGCGCCCAUGGGCGGGCCUGCAAGCUUCUCAGGUACGCACAGCCACUUGUCUGACACUGAUCAGGCCAAGGAGGCGCUUUACGGACACCCGCUGUUUCCGCUUUUGGCUUUAAUUUUCGAGAAAUGUGAGCUGGCAACUUGUGCAAGAAAAGUGGCCGGUGAUCCUAUUUGUUCUUCAGAGUCGUUUAAUGAAGAUCUAGCAAUGUUCAGUAAGCAGUUUGUUGAAAGAAACGGUGGUUCAAUAUUUACGAACGAUCAAGAAGUUGACAAUAUAGUUAUUCAAGCCAUACAGAACUUCAGAUUUCAUUUGCUAGAAUUGGAAAAAGUACAUGAACUGUGCGAUAAUUUUUGUGAACGCUACAUAACGUGUUUAAAAGGAAAAAUGCCAAAUGAUCUUAACGUUGAUGCUCAGGGAGAUGAUGAUGAUGCUUCUUCUAAAGUUUCAAACAGUGCUUUUGAUCCUGCAGAUUACGAUAGCGGCUCUGACCAGCGACCCUCCUCCACCGGCUCAAACCAGUUCCUGGACCUCGAGGAUGCCGCUUCCAUUCGUUCUGGUGAGACUCCUGUGGGAACGCAGUUUGGGAGCGCCGGUGGAGUUGGAGAGGCGGUCGUCAGCGGCAAUUAUGUUGUAAAUGAACCGGCGCUGCCGGCGCCGACGGUCACAGAGCCCGCUGUAGUCAAAAAAGAGACAAAAGCGCCAGCGAAGCGUGGUAUAAAACGUGAACGCGAGGAAAGUGUGGAAACUAAUGGCUCUGAUGAGAGUAAUCAGGACAGUGGUGAGGCUGCCGGAAGUGGCGGCAAGGCCGCGGGUAAGGGCGGUAAGCGCCAAAAGAAAAGAGGAAUAUUUUCAAAAACUGCUACAAAUAUUCUCCGAGCGUGGUUGUUUCAACAUUUACAGCAUCCAUAUCCAUCAGAGGACCAGAAAAAGCAAUUGGGCGCUGAGACUGGACUUACAAUUCUACAAGUUAAUAACUGGUUCAUUAAUGCCAGAAGGCGUAUUGUUCAACCUAUGAUAGAUCAGACAAACAGGAACGGACCAGGCGCCCACUCACAUCCGGGAUUCUAUGCGGACACCACGUCGCCAAUCGACAAUCACCAGCUGGCGCAGCCGAGCGUCUCCCACCGCCUACCCAAUCCGAUGACCGGCAGUCUCCCAACCGGUGUCAUGAGCAACGGUCUCUCGAGUCAAUAUGGCGGUCUCCAUAGCAAUGUGUCGCAUAUGCAUGGGGGUUACACGAACAGCCUAACCGGAAGUAUGGGCGGUGACCCCUACGAUCCCCUGAAGCCCGCCUACCCUACGCCGACGUACAUGGACAAUUCUGUUUCAAGGUAUAACUCGAUGAUGGGCGGCAUGGGGAUGCCCUGUUACACCGGAAGUAGCGACAUGUAUGCUGCCUCCUCAUUAUCAACACCUGCUUACUACAACAUUCCGCCAACGGAGCUUUAAUUGGCCUACCUAUUAAAAUAGUAUUAUUUAAAAAAAGGUGUGUGUGUAUGUGAACAAUGAUGAAAAAUGUGGAAAUAUUAUGAAAUAAACUAUAAAUAACUCGGAAUGCAUGCAUAUAAAUUAAUCUGUAGUCUAAUUAAAUGUCUACUAAGAUCCCUAUUUAACAUUCAAAUGUGGAAUUUAAUUCACGCCCCACGGAAACCUAGCCAAGAGAGACAAAAAUAUAUUACGUUUACUUUAAUAGAGGAUGAACAACUGUUGAAAACAUCCUGAUGGUUUCCUUCUGCGUUUGAAGUGUUUUCACCAUUUGUCAGGACAAAUUUGUGCACGCCUAUGAAUCCUAAAAUUAAGUUGUUUUUAGUUCGUUUGUACGGAGUAACGUUCUUCUGUGUAUUUCAUGUGAAAGUUUAAGCAAGUUUUAAGUGCUGUGUAUUAUUUAUGUUUGAAUUACAUUAUGUUGAAUUGUCUUGCAAUGCUAUAUUGUGUUCAUGUCCAUUGAAAAUGUAAAUAGUAUUUGUACAUGAAUGUUGAAAUAAAAUACA
Mya arenaria is the source of this 2434-nucleotide messenger RNA. Its product is annotated as homeobox protein Meis3-like. Bases 225 to 1892 code for a protein of 555 amino acids. Lineage: Eukaryota; Metazoa; Mollusca; Bivalvia; Myida; Myidae. Gene Ontology annotation, molecular function: RNA polymerase II cis-regulatory region sequence-specific DNA binding; DNA-binding transcription activator activity, RNA polymerase II-specific. The transcript has 2 exons. Gene Ontology annotation, biological process: eye development; embryonic pattern specification; animal organ morphogenesis. The record is from RefSeq and is a predicted model, not a curated record.